Messenger RNA from Metarhizium album ARSEF 1941, 1044 nucleotides. RefSeq lists its product as uncharacterized. The transcript has 2 exons. Bases 1 to 1044 code for a protein of 347 amino acids. The record is from RefSeq and is a predicted model, not a curated record. NCBI's taxonomy places the organism in Eukaryota, Fungi, Ascomycota, Sordariomycetes, Hypocreales, Clavicipitaceae.
AUGGCCUCCUCCACCUCGCCCAUCAUCUCCAAAAUCCUCCAACUAUCAGACCUCGAACUCGCCAUCCUCCUCUGUCUCAUCUCCCGCGAACACGGCAUAAUAACCACCCCUUCUGCCUGUCUCUCUCUCCUCGCCACCGAACUCCGCCUCGUGGCAAUCCAUACUUUCGGGUUAACCUGCUCCGUUAUCGACUGCACGCCCUCCACGACCCUCGACGACUUCGCUUCCGCUCUCCUCCUCCAUCCCGAAUCCGCCCAACAGUCCCAACAACCAGAUUACUUUGCGCAGAGCCCACAGCGCAGCGCGCACACGCCUCCGCCCCUGCCGAGCUCCCAAAUCGCAAACUGCAUCAUUGCCAAGAGUUUUAAUCUCGCCCACAAGUCCGUCCAAAUCCAGGCUCUGGAGUUACUCCGUACGCGACGCAUAUUCACACGGACUUCAGUGCAAGCCGCCCCUAAGCAGUUCAUCUUCGUACCCGUGUUGGAGGCAGAGGCUCCUGGGAGGGGAGAGCGAGUGACACCACACUUGAACGACUUCUUUCUCUUGGCGCAUUGGCAUGAUCCUGAAGAAGGGUUUGUGAACAUUGACGAGGAGGAAGAGGUGGAGGGAGAAUCGACAGAGCGCGCGACUGGGCGGGACGAGAAAAGUCCAGUCUUGAUACCGGAAAGCGAAAUAAGCCAUCUCGCGCAGCUCAGCCAACAAGUGCAAGUCGACGUCGAGGUAAUACGUUACCAAAUGAACAUUGUGUCAUUCUUACGCAUGCACCGUGCCGUGGCAGACGGUGUAACUCCCAAUGCAACAAAACAUCUUGACAAGCUGAUGCGGUGUCUUGCCCCCCUACACGGAAUAGACUUCGUUACACCUGCCCUUGUGGGCGUUGCGGUUAAGAAGGUUUAUUUACACCGGAUACGAAUCACGUCCCCAGAGAAUGAGCGUAGCAUGCAAUGGGGAAGCACGUUGGAUGCUGUGGCAGCCAUCUUGGCAGAUGUGGGACCAGAGGAAGUUGUCGAGGAUGUUUUAGGUAUGGUGACGGCGCCGAUAUGA